AAAAUGUAAAAUCCAACAUGGAUCUCACAACACAAAGCCCAAAAAUCACUGCUUAUGCUGUUGGCUGUUGCAGACAGCAGUGCCGCUACCCUUCUCCUCCGUGACGACUCUUCUUCUCCGUCGCUACGGCAGCAGCGGAAUUCCAUUCCCUAUUUAAACAAAACCCUAACCCAGACGCAGACAUAUUUCCCGUAAUUUCCUAACGUGCCUAAGCAUCUUAUAUCAGUCAAGGAAGUUCUAGGUGCUGAUGGUGAGAGCUUGGGAAGAUUUGGAAGCGAGAACCCCAUAACCUUAGUUAUAUUUCUCGAGUAUUCACCUAGUCGCCUCCAAGCGUGGUUGUAACCGCAGUUAUAGUUCAGCACUUGGUGCAAUGGAUUGGAAUUUGGUACAUAAAGCCUGGGAGAAGUGGGCUUCCACCAACAUUGGCUCUUCUGGUGAGCCAUUGAGAGCUGCUUUGCUGAUCAACCAUGAUCGGACUGCACCAUCUCGCCUGUUGUCUACCAUUGCUGAACAAGAAGGAAUAAUAAAAGUCAGUCCAAUUGAACUGAGUGAAUUUAUCAGUUUUGUCAAGUGCAACAGACUACAAACUGAGAGCUUCAUUAUUGGGCAGAACCAGUAUAUGGUUACUUCAAUUCAUGAGAAUUGGUUCUCAGCAAGGUGCUUGAACUCAACAAUACCUGCCGGAGAAGGUGCCAUUGUUAUGCAGAUAUCAACCCUUCUCUUGGUUGCACUAUACGAGGGUUCAAUUGGAUCAGCAUCCCGCGCAAUGGUGGCUGUAGAUCAGUUUGCAUGGCUUCUAAGUCGAAAACAUUGACUACUUCAAUGCAUUUUAAUCUGUUUUUAGGAACUCCAUCCCUCCACGGUGUUAAUGUAACCAUUCUACAUGGUUCCUCGGAAGGGAAAACAAUUGAUUAUUUAAAUCUACUCUCUGGAAAAUUAUUGUUUUGAGCUUGCUGCUGUUACUUCGAUUUCCAUCCCAAUUCCCUGAUAUGCAGAAUUUCAAAAGCUCUGCUUCCUCCACUUUGAAUAUAUUUAGAUAAUAGUU
This is a messenger RNA of Rubroshorea leprosula, 1045 nucleotides long. The record is from the annotation of a GenBank genome assembly. Lineage: Eukaryota; Viridiplantae; Streptophyta; Magnoliopsida; Malvales; Dipterocarpaceae.